Alternaria postmessia is the source of this 930-nucleotide messenger RNA. RefSeq lists its product as uncharacterized. The coding region runs from base 1 to 930 and encodes 309 amino acids. The record is from RefSeq and is a predicted model, not a curated record. The transcript has a single exon. NCBI's taxonomy places the organism in Eukaryota, Fungi, Ascomycota, Dothideomycetes, Pleosporales, Pleosporaceae.
AUGUCUUCAAAACCAACAAUCGAACCCCCAGCUAUCAAAAAACGCGGUCGCCCGAAGAAAGUCGUAGCCGAGGAUGCGGGGACAACACCAGAAGUCGCAGCGAGCAAGGCGGCUGUGAAGAAGGCGGCCGCGAAACCAAGCACAAAGGAGAAGGUUGUGGAAGUCAAGAAAGAGAAGAAGGUGGCUACGAAAAGCGGGAAGACUACUCCCACUACUACUGCGACUGUUGCUGCGGGGAAGAAGAUUGCGCCCAAGUCAGCAAUUGCGCCAGCACAAGCUACGCCCGUCACGCCGUCCACGAGCAAGAUAUUAGAGGAAGUGGAAGCUAAAGGAACGCUGAAGAAGGCAAAACAGCCAGAAAAGGUCGUAGAGAAAGAAGCCGAAGCAAGUGUACAAGACACGAGGAAAACCGCGCCGUCGUCACAAUCCCCAGAAACAUCAUCACCAAAGACUCAAUCCUUACAAUCGAAACCAACUCCACCCACAACUGCGUCCUUGUCGAAUAACAAAACAACCUCAAACACGGCUUCAAGGACAACAACGACCAUUCCACUCCCUUCGGCCCCCAAAAUCGCCCCCUCACCCGUCUACCCAGCGACUCCAAAACCUACAACCUCUCGUCCACACAAUCCCUACCCUUCCAUUCGACCCUCGCCAUCACAGCCACAACCUCGUCCACCGCCCUCUCCAUACCAGAAGCAACACCCUACGCGCAUAAUAGAACCCACGCCCGACAUCCGCCUCCCGCCCAAGUACAAACCUGCGGCGCGUAGGGUGACGGCGAUAAUAGUGGGUUUACCCAUUAUUUUUGUAGUGGGGUAUGAGUUGUUCGAGCGGUGGAGGGGCAAAGACGUUAGGAAGAAGUUUGUCGAGGACAGGGAGGUUUUGAAACAAAUAGACAGAGAGAGGGAGAGGCAAGAAGGCAAGUAA